CUCCAGCAAUGCAUUGUUGAGUGAGGCAGACAGGCAAGUGAAAAGCGAGAGAGUCACAAAAAUAAGAGUUCGCCGGAGAUCCAACUCACAACAUUAGAAACCACGCGCGUGGUGGUAGCCAAAAUAUAUGGACACCGCACCGCCGUUCAGGUGUGUCGUUCUUUUUUUUUUUCUUUGCUACGCGCAACCUUCAUCAGAGCUGCAGCAGAUCCGUCGCGGGUGCGCGCGGCGUGUGACCUAGAAGCACGGUAUAUUUUUUAACGUUUCGUUUGUUUCGUUUUGGUUUGUGCCGUUAAAGUACAAUACGUUCAGUCUGUUGCGAAUCUUCCUGGUACCCGGAGUGUGGUCGGGCUGAGCGGGUCUCAGGUCUCUCUGAGUCUCAAGUGUAUGUGAAGUUCGAUAAAGUGAAGGUGGUGAAAAUAGUGUGCAUAUAAGAGACACUAAUAAAUAUUGACGAUCGAGUAGCUAUAAAAGCCGGCUGCAAUCGAACCUUAAAGCUUCAACGAUCACACUCCAAGAUGGUCAAGUUCAAUGAGAGAAAUCAUCCCUUCGUGGACCUGGGAGAUGGCCUUAGCAUAUGCUUGAACCGCGCGGCGUACCACGAUGACAAAGAGCUACGACGGGAUGCAGCUGUGUCGGAGGAAACGGCGAUGGCCUUGAUCGAAUUUCGUCGGCUUGUGGAGACCAAUCGGAACUUGGACGUCAAGGUCGACCAGAACAACUGGACCGUGAUGCUGUAUCUGAGGUGCUACGACAACGACGUGAAGCGGGCGUUCGCCUUGAUGGAUUAUGGUUACCGGUUGCUGCACCGGGUAACGGAUUACACUAUGCCCUACGCACAAGUGAGACACGUCUUCGAGGAAGGUCUCAUUCGAUAUUUGCCGAAUUGUGACGAGGAUGGAGCGGUGGUGUUCAUUGUGGAGAUGAGCCGCCGGUGGAACCCCUCCAAGAUAUCCCUGCAGCAGUUCAUCGCCGCUAUUCGGGUCGGUGGACUGGCUCUGAUGCUCAACCCGGACGCCCAGCGCAACGGCUGCAAGGUGCUGUUCGAUGUGGACGGCCUAUCGAUGAGUCACGUAUCGCACUUUACCCCCCGCAGCUCAAACUUCCUGUUCGAUUUGAUCGAAAAGUGCACUCCCAUUGUGACCAAGGGUAUGCACACCGUCAACAACGGUAUGAUGUACAACGUGCUGUUCGCGAUACUGAAACCAUUCAUGAGCAAAGAUCUGCGCUCGAAAACCUAUAUGCACGGCAAGAACUGGAGCUCACUGGCGAAGCACAUUAGUCCGAAGUGUUUGCCACCGCAGUACGGAGGAACCAUGGAACUGCCGGAUUGCUAUAGGCCGGCGCUGGGGAAGCUGCUGCAGCAUUAUGAGGGCUAUUUUACAGAGUACAAUUCUUAUGGAUAUACGGGGAAUCCGGAUGGAAAAUGAUCCUGCAUUCGUUUAUGUGAGAGUUAUCAACUGUACCUAAGUGUGUUAGAGCUAUUUUUGUUAUGAUUUUUGCACAGAUCACUUAUAGCAUUGAAUAAACUAUGCUUUAAAGACGAAAUAUGCACUGUUAAUUCGAUACUUUGGUUACCAUACUUCAUACACCAGAGAAGUCUCGCUUUUUAAUUACCGGUUUCACGCAACAAAGUUAACCAAUCAUAAAACAUCACACUUCAGCGUAAAUGACAAAAAAAACGAACAACGACUCGAAUGCAACAGCAACUACGAGAAUGCAUGCACUUCAUCAGAAGUGAAGUGCAAGGUCCUCCGGGCCACGAACACGAGGGAGCCCUCUUGCACCUCUCAUAAGUAUCGAUGAUGGGUGAUUGUCGCGUGGAGAUAAACUGCAUUGGAGAAGAAA
Aedes albopictus (Asian tiger mosquito) is the source of this 1848-nucleotide messenger RNA. RefSeq names its product alpha-tocopherol transfer protein-like. Lineage: Eukaryota; Metazoa; Arthropoda; Insecta; Diptera; Culicidae. The transcript is spliced from 3 exons. The record is from RefSeq and is a predicted model, not a curated record. Gene Ontology annotation, cellular component: membrane. Gene Ontology annotation, molecular function: phosphatidylinositol bisphosphate binding. Bases 519 to 1430 code for a protein of 303 amino acids.